Microbotryum saponariae is the source of this 1534-nucleotide messenger RNA. Lineage: Eukaryota; Fungi; Basidiomycota; Microbotryomycetes; Microbotryales; Microbotryaceae. The record is from the annotation of a GenBank genome assembly.
AUGGCCCUCACCUCUUCCAACUCCGGCUCGGACCAACUCGAGCACCUCAAAUCGCUCGUCUCGCAACUGCAAGCCAAGAUCGAACGGUUGGAAUCGCAAGCCGGGUCCAAGGCUUCCGAGAUCAAGGACACGAUCAAAGAGAAGGUUGGGUUGACGCCGGCGCAGCAUUUGAGGAUCGUGUUGAUGGGGCCUCCUGGUGCUGGUGAGUUGGGUGGUGGUGACUUGUGGGAUGGGAUGGGUUUGAUCAGGCUUGAUCAGGCUUGCUGGGGCAGAGGUGGUGCAGCUGGCCGAGGAGGAGGGGAUUCACCGUCGCGGGAAAUCAAGGCGAGGCGAGCGGGUGUGUGCGGACGGACUAAAGGGAUGGGUGGAUGAUGACAUGUCGAUGCUAUGGGAUGAGAGGACGAAAGAUCGGGGUUCACGUGCUCAGUACAGGGUGCGCACACCCAACGCCGAGGACCCCCGUCGUCUACUUCGCCGCCGCCGCCGAUCUUCCGCAUGAUGGUCUUCCAACGGAAGGCCGGACGUUCGUGGUUUUAUCCCCAAAUCGCUUUCGACUGCCCAAGCUUUCUCCAAGCUCGAGACGUCUCCUUUGCUCCGAGCGCAACCCAUGAACUCGCUCAGCCGGUCCCAGGGCAACUCCUCGCUGACACUACCGUUCCUGCACCAGGCAAGGGGACCCAAGCGCCCAACAUCAAGGACAAGUUCAACGUCUGCCACUUGGCGACCGGCGACAUGUUGCGCGAGCAGGUCAAGCAAGGCACCGAGCUCGGCAAGCAGGCUAAGAAGAUCAUGGACCAAGGUGGACUCGUCUCGGAUGAGAUCGUCAUUGGCAUGAUCCAGCAGCAGUUGGACGAGAACAAGGAAUGCGAGCUUGGGUAGGUCCGGUUAUAUAAAGUUCGAUUGAAAGACGGCGACUGAUUCUCUGCGAUCGGCACCUCUACCUCCAGUUUCAUCCUCGACGGUUUCCCUCGCACGGUCGGCCAGGCCCAGAAGCUCGACAGCAUGCUCGAGAAGAAGCAACAACCCCUCGAGCACGCGAUCCAGCUACUUGUCAACGACAACUUGCUCGUCAGCCGCAUCACCGGUCGUUUGAUCCACCCCGCUUCCGGUCGUUCGUACCACAAGGAGUUUGCGUGAGUCUUUUUUUCGUUUGUCGAAUGGAUUGAUUUGAGGGGUUGGACGAGAUGCUCAAGCGCACGAUCGCUCUUCUUCCAUGUGACAGCCCCCCAAAGAAGGCCAUGACCGACGACAUCACGGGCGAACCCCUGAUCCAACGCUCCGACGACACGGCCGAGACCUUGCGCAAGCGCCUCGACACCUACCACCAGCAGACCGACCCCGUCGCAGACUACUACAAGACCAAAGGCGUAAGCCACUUACGGAUGCUGCGAUCUUCGACAGAAAUUUUAGCUGAUUGAAUAACGUUCUUCGCCUUACAAAGAUCUGGAAGGGUGUCGAUGCGGCCCAGUCCCCCAAGACGGUUUGGGAGACCCUCCAAAAGACGUUCGCCGAGCACGCCGAGAAGAACAAGUAA